Liolophura sinensis is the source of this 1368-nucleotide messenger RNA. RefSeq names its product aplysianin-A-like. Gene Ontology annotation, molecular function: oxidoreductase activity. Bases 1 to 1368 code for a protein of 455 amino acids. The transcript is spliced from 5 exons. The record is from RefSeq and is a predicted model, not a curated record. NCBI's taxonomy places the organism in Eukaryota, Metazoa, Mollusca, Polyplacophora, Chitonida, Chitonidae.
AUGGCGAGUGGGGGUGAGGGGGAAUGCCUGGACGUGGCCAUUGUUGGAGGGGGGAUAGGUGGUACGUACACCGCAUGGCGACUUCGAGAACGAGGCUUGAAAAUCGCCAUCUUCGAAAACACGGAUCGAAUCGGAGGUCGGACGUUCAGCGUGUUUCUUCCCUCCGUGCCGAAUGUUCCUGCUGAUUUGGGGGCAAUGAGAUUUCACCGUGGUAUACAUACAACACUCGAAGGUUUAUUACCACAACUGGGUCUGCGCUCAGAAGUUUUUCAACCAGAUCAGUUCCAAAAGAUGUUCCAUUUUCGAGGAAGACGACUAACUGGAGAGGAACUGAAUAGUACAAAGUUACCAUACAACCUAUCACCGAGUGAGAGUAAAAUUACAAGCAAUUUGAUAUGGAGAUUAUCUCAACAAGCUCUGAAUGUCAGUAGACCUGAUCAGAUCCCUGAUAUAGAAGAGGCUACGACACCAGACGGAGUCCCGGUCUAUAAACAAAGCUAUCUUAAUUUGAUGGACAAACUGUGGAGUAGUGAAGCUAAAAAUUACUUAAAGGAUCUUAGCGUUUUCUACACGUUAUUCGACACGAACGUGAACGCCGUUCACGAUGCUGUGGCGACCAACCCACUCGUACCUUCUCCCCAGUUCACCCUGUUUAACACCAGUCUCUUGUUCCAGAUAAGACCGAGGCGGAUUUGUGCGUCCCAGGUGAUUCUUGCCCUCCCUCCAGGGGCUCUGAAGAAUAUCCAAUGGGGCCCGUUACAAAACGCUCUGCCCGUGAAGACGGCACUGGAAUCCGUCAAUGAUUUUAGCGCCAUGAAAAUCUUUCUUGCCUAUCCAUCUGCCUGGUGGGAUAAUUUCUCUGUAAACUACAAAGCCUUCUUCACUGAUCUUCCACUUCGACAGGGUGGAGAGUUUGGUCGUUUUCGUAAUUCUUCGGGUCACGAGACAGCGUUAAUGAUGGUAUCGUACGCAGACACAAAGGAAAACAAUGACUUUUGGAGGCACCUGCGCAGUUCGCCAAAUACUAUUUCGUCCUUCAUCGUCCCAGCAGCGUUUUCAGUUAGUACAAAAGUUGUAGAACACGUGCAUCAUCACUUGGCAACGAUGUAUGACGUCAAUGCAAGCUCUAUUCCAAUGCCAAUAGAUGGCGUUAUGCAUAUUUGGGAUGAUCCGCAAAAUGGUGGAGCUUGGCAGUUGUUCAAACCUGGCUACCAACCAAAAGCAGUAGCAAAUUUUAUUCAACAACCUUCCGCGUCUGAUGACGUCUUCAUCGUGACUAAUGCUUUCUCCAGAGACCUCUAUGGUUGGAGUGAAGGAUGUCUCAGGGCAGCUGAUAAAGUCCUUCGACAAUUCUUCAACAUGAUAUAA